GUUACAUUUUCAUCGCUACAAGUUCUCUCCAUUGCUGUUUGCUUCGUAGCACUGAUUCAGGUCCAGAUCAAACUCUACGCGCAUGACCAAAUCCUUCUGAAACUUCUUCAACAAAAGGAAGGAAAUUCCGACGUGAGAAACACGGCACCUAAUGAAGCAACGGGCAGUUCGGGGCAGAAAAUUGAAUUUCUCAGAGAAUUGGAUGAUAAACAUAGUAAAAAAGGUGAGAAAUAAAAUCGCUUAUUCUAAGAUUUAAGAGUUUCGACGAAAAGCAGCUCUUUCCUUUGAACUUCAUAUAAAGAAUUGAAGAGCCUUCUACUACGACGAAGCAGAAGCUGCGGAUAGAACCAAGAAGAAAUAUAGGUGCGUGCUUAUUCACCCUUACUGGGGAGUGGACAGCUCUGUUAUUUUUCCUCCGUUCGCAACUAGCCAGCAUAAACAGCCAACGGCCGCCUGUCAUCUCUCCUUGCCACUGGUGACGUUUUGUGAGAGAGAAGGGAGAGAGAAGAGGGUCGUCCCACCGCUCGCGCGAAGGUGAGAGACGGCUGGCUGAAUUCGCAAACUAUUCGCGACAUAUCAGAGAGACGACUACCGGGCACGGUCAGAGGGUACGGUGUUGGGCUCCCCACUAAAAUAGACUUUCCUCCGGGAAAAAUCAAGAUUUCAUGUUUCUCAUUCUUAGAUAUAUAGAGUGGAGGAUCUUGCGUCUAGACAAAUGUAUUAUUUUACGAGGAAUCUGAAGAGCAGUUGUUUAGAAUGGGAAAGGAAGGUGAAAUUUUCAUCUGGCGCAGCAUAGCUAAGCAUGUUCAGAAGUGCGAGCGAGCGAGGCAUUGCUCGACCGCGCGACAAUCCCGAGCGAUUGUGAUCAGUUCAUCUAUGUGCCACAAGAGAAAAUGCGAUUUCAUUUUAUAUAGGAUUUUAGCUGUAACAUAAACCAAACGUGGCUUUUCGUCUUGAAGAGAAAGGAGAACCUGAAUUAUGGGAAGAAAACUUAUCGAAGCAAGGCCCAGAGACUAACCAAAACAAACUUAACCGGGAUUCCUUAACUAAGGCCAAAUUGUGAAAGGUUUGAACCCAGGAGUCAUUUCAAAAAUAGGUUGAGUUUGAUCGUCCGGGUGAGCGUAGUUCUGCAUAGGACUGUUGUCGGUGACAGUGACUGACGUUUCGACAACCUGUGCGGUAGUCAUCUUCAGAGUCAAAGUGAGUUGUAGCACGUCAGUUGAUGGUAUUAUACUCUGGUUAUUGAUCUGAUUGGUCAAUUACGUAAUUGACCAAUCAGAUCAGUCAGAUCACUAACCAGAGUAUAAUACCAUCAACUGACGUGCUACAACUCACUUUGACUCUGAAGAUGACUACCGCACAGGUUGUCGAAACGUCAGUCACUGUCACCAACAACAGUCUUAUUCAGGACUACGUUCACCCGGACGAUCAAACUCAACCUACUUUUAUAAUUAAGGCUAAAUUGAUGGAAGACGAGGGCUCUCAUCCCCCUGCAGCACCACAUUUGCUGCUAAAAUGCAACCUAACGCAACAAACAGAGUUGCAAACUUACACUGCGAGGAUAUACAUGUAUAGACUGUCGUUGAUUCCAUUUUCGCAAGCAGUCUUGGGAGCGACGUCCGUGACACUGUAAUUUGCCGUGACGAUCAUCACGUUACUUCCUCCCCUGCAAAGUUAAUUCCUAUUUAACCCCGAGGUGGGGGCGAGUGGACUUUCUAUAGAAGUUACGGGGAUGUGCAUCGUCUCGCUGAGGGGCAGAAAUUGAAGAGUUUUAUCUCACUUGAGGUGUUCAGGGGCGAAAGCUAAUAUUUUUUCCCCAUAAAGGUAUCGCUAGGGUUGUGUGUAAAGAUAUAACAAAUUCUCUACACAAAAGGAAAGGCAAUCAAACUGUAUUAAUUUGCACUAGUAUCGUCAACUUUACAGGUCAAAGCAAGGCUAUGCCACGGUCAGAUUUGUCUCCUUUAGUGAUUGGGAUCUUGAAUUUUCCGACGAGCAUUCCCUUCUCUUUUAAGGGGCCGGUCAUUAUUUAUCGCCUUGGGCGGGGGGCGGAAGUUUUGGGGCUUAACAAUGUAAAAUUUAGCCGAUACCUCCUUUGAAUGUUACUUCACUUUCGUGAUCCCCCCUAAUAACUUUUGAUAACUUUCGUGAUUCCCCCCCAUGUCUUCAUUUUCCAACCAAAUUUGAGUGGUCCACCCUCUGAAUCCUUCCAAAGUUUUCAGCGAUCCCCCCUUUUGGUUUCUCAGUUACGACUGACCCCCCCUUUUGUUUUCCUAAAAAUCAAGAGACCCCCUAAAAUUCUUCCCCCCCCCCCGGGCGAUAAAUAAUGACCGGUCCCUAAAUGGGAGUCCGCCUCCCAACUCCCACCCCCGUAUUGCUGGAUUUUAUGGACGCUGUCGCAUGAUUUAUGGUCAUAGCUUUGUUCAAAUCAGCAGCGGUAGUUCAGAGGUUUCUCGGCAUGGCACAAACGAACUGCACUAAGUGGACAAUUUUCAAGUUAAUCAAGUGAUGGAAAAGCCAAGUCGUGAAAUCAUUUUUAGCACGGCGGCAAUUUGCUAGAAACAUAAUGCCAACUUUUAAAAGGUUAGCCAAAUCGUUUUCUAGUUGCGAUCAUUUUUCCGGUGAGCUCUUUUAGGUCGAACUGUAACCUUAAAUAGUUUUAUUUCACUUAUAAGUUACUUCGAAUUCUCUAAAAAAGUGAAACAUUAUAUUUAAGUGAGGUUUUCGUUUUUGUAAACCUUUAGCUGUCCAUAUCUUGAGAAAGUACUAGUGAUCCUUUAAAGUAGAAUUGAGUUAGAUCUUUUGUCGUGAAAAUUCUAAACAUCUCUCGUUAUAUUUUUAAUUAGUAUCAGGACAAGCCGAUAAGAUGGUGGGCUUUCAAAAUUGCCGUAUUAGAGAGCAAAAUACAUAAACAUAUUUUAAAAAACAUAAGAGACGAACAUGUUACAACUCUGAUGUUUCUUAAAUGGACGUCCAAAUUAUAGGAACUGCUAGCGUCUAGAUCAAUGACUUCAUCAGAAUUCUUCCCAAAGUGAUUUUAUUACACACUGAUCACACUAUACUAUCACAUUAUACAGCAUUCAUAUUACCAGCUGUCGUUUCGUAUUAUUAAAGGUAAGUGAAUUAAAAGAAGAUAGCUUAAAAUGCUUCUUUCUUCCAGAUACACUAGUUCGCCGCAGACGCAAUUUGGGAAAUGAACACAAGCUGCUAAAUACAAGCGAAAUAAUCACAAGAAAGGACAUCCGAAAAGAGGUUCAUCUUGCACUGAGUAGCCAUGUUUGUACGGUGCAUUGCCCAAGAAGUGCCAGGGGAAAAAGAGGCAGACCUGGUCACAGAGGCCCCCCCGGCAAAUAUGGCCCACCUGGGCCUCAGGGACCACAAGGACCUAAGGGUCCUCCUGGAGAUCAGGGACCUCCAGGACCUAAAGGCAAUGAAGGUCCUCAGGGACCCAAGGGUGAUCGUGGUAAAUCCAUUGCAGCGCCUUCUAUUGUGUCGCCUCUUGUUUCCAUAGUGGUAAAUGAAACGGAUGUAGCCUCACUUCAGUGUCAGGUUAGAGGAAAUCCGAUACCUCAGAUCACGUGGAUGAAAGAGAACUUCAGUCUGUCAGUGACCAAACGCAUCCAACAAUCACGUGGUACCCUGAUGAUAACAACUGUGACUUCAGAAGAUGGUGGAAUGUACACGUGCCAAGCAAAGAAUAUUCUUGGAGUUGUAAGAUCAUCAGCUACACUAACUGUUCAAGGUAAAAAUAAUGAAGUCCUGUUUCAAUGUUUGUGUCAUGAAAGGAUAUUAAGUACAAAUCGUUAAAGAAAAUAUAAAAGAGGUUACUCAACAAAAUAUCAGAUUCACCUUUAUGGGAUUUUGAGAUUUAGAGAGUAAAUACCUAAGGUAUGACACAGUUUGCCUGUUGUGUUUAAGUUCUAACAAUAUUUUUUUUAUAGUGAUGAAGAUUUGUUUUAUACUAUAAAACUAAAAAUGCUGAAAAAUCUGAGAACUGUCUUGCUACCAUAUGCUUUCAAUAAGGUGCAUGGAUGUUGUCACUGCUGUAGGUGACGGGAAUCUAACUAACUGAUUAAUUGUUAUUUUUCAACAACAGUUGCUGCCAAAAUCACUCAAAAGCCCUCGUCUAUCAUUGUUGAAGAAGGACAAAAUGUGACUCUAGUUUGCAAAGCUACUGGUCAGCCGACACCGACAGUAAUGUGGCGCAAAGCAUUUGGUCACGUGUCUAAAGCGAAUAUUGUGGUGGCAGAUUGGAAUAUGACCAUACUCAGCGUUACGAAAGCAGACGGUGGGGCUUACGCAUGCUCGGUAAAGAACCUUCUUAGCCAAGAUUCUGCUGUUGCAUUAGUGACAGUGAUCGACAGGCUCGAAUUCGUUUUGGCUCCUCCCUCGACAGUUGUUGCAAAUGAGAGCAGCGACAUAGUAUUAAACUGUGCAGCCCACGGCAAAAAAGAUAUUCUUUGGGAAAGACAGAGCCGAGCACUUCCUAAAAAUCACGCCGUUUUUUCAAAUGGGACAUUGCUUCUGAGGAUGAUUUCUCUAAAUGACGCCGGAACUUACAAAUGCGUAACGAAAAACUACCACCGCUCUAUAGAAACAGCGUCUGUCGUUAAAGUGCUAAGCUUGGUUAAACCAAAAUCCUGCAGCGAGAUAAAAUCGAAAGAACCUGGAAGCUCUUCUGGCAAUUACAUGAUUGACCCUAAUGGCGAAGGUGGCGUGACUUCAUUCAGCGUGUAUUGUGACAUGAAUGACAAAGGCGGAGUUGGCGUGACGGUCAUUAGUCAAGACAGUGAAAGUAGGACCCAUGUCGGUCCCAAUGGAUGUAGCGGCCAAGGAUGUUACCGUAAAGGUGUGACUUACACAGGAGUUACUACCGCUCAACUGGCAGCGUUUACUCGAGUCUCGCAGAAAUGUGAACAGUUCAUUAAGUAUGAGUGCAAUCCUCACUCAUCAUUUAUUGAGCGUGGUUUUGCUUGGUGGGUGUCACGUGAUGGAACAAGAAAGGACUACUGGGAUGGAGCUACUGGCUACAACAAGAUGUGCGCAUGCGGGGUAACGAACUCUUGUUCUAGUGGUGGUAAGUGCAACUGCCCAACCCGCAGUGGCUGGAGUGAGGACAGCGGCCUGCUCACAGACAAGGCCGCUCUUCCCGUGAAACAGAUCAGAUUGGGAGACUUGAAUGGUUCACACGAGGAGGGUUAUCACACUUUAGGAAAACUCAAAUGUUAUGGACAAACUUAG
Molecule: messenger RNA, 5238 nt
Organism: Porites lobata
Lineage: Eukaryota; Metazoa; Cnidaria; Anthozoa; Scleractinia; Poritidae
Source: the annotation of a GenBank genome assembly